Phytomonas sp. Hart1 is the source of this 546-nucleotide messenger RNA. The record is from the annotation of a GenBank genome assembly. NCBI's taxonomy places the organism in Eukaryota, Euglenozoa, Kinetoplastea, Trypanosomatida, Trypanosomatidae.
AUGCACAAACUGAAUCAGGAAGCCGAGGGGGAAGUGACUCGUUGCAUUGCUAAUAACAGCGCUGUGGUGUUUGCAGGCAGGGAUGGUAUUCCGACGAAGAUUCAAACCCUUCAACGAGAGAUAAACAUGCUCCAGAAAAAGCAAAAUCACCUUGUAGCUGCCGUAGCCACACAACAGUACCCUCUACCCCAACAUGCUCCACUAAACAAAGGGGCUGACAACAAUGAGGUAUGUAAGGUAUUGCAACACGGGAAAGCAGGGAUGGGAGCGUCUUCGUCUCCCACAGUGGUUGUUGUCAAGAAAGAAGGCGUGUCAUAUGCAAACAAGAAACAUGUAUCCUUUGCAUCAAAUGGUCAGAGGGCCACAAAGGAGGUGAGUCCCAGAUCUGUUUUACAAAAUUUUAGACCUGAAGGACGUCUUACCACGACAGUUCAUGAAAAUUUAAAGCAUCAAGUCGCGCUCGAUUUGUCAACUUCGUUACCACAGGCGUCAGAAGCACAGACGACCACGAAUGAUUCUGUUUUCAUGACAGAGGUCUAUACAUGA